This is a messenger RNA of Columba livia (rock pigeon), 2398 nucleotides long. It is a transcript of the gene SLC27A1, whose product is annotated as solute carrier family 27 member 1. Gene Ontology annotation, biological process: phosphatidylinositol biosynthetic process; cardiolipin biosynthetic process; medium-chain fatty acid transport. Gene Ontology annotation, molecular function: fatty acid transmembrane transporter activity; long-chain fatty acid-CoA ligase activity; long-chain fatty acid transmembrane transporter activity. The record is from RefSeq and is a predicted model, not a curated record. Lineage: Eukaryota; Metazoa; Chordata; Aves; Columbiformes; Columbidae. Gene Ontology annotation, cellular component: mitochondrial inner membrane; plasma membrane.
GGGGGCCGCAGCUGAGGCGGCGGCUGAGGCGGGAGCGGGAGCAGGUGCCGCCGGCGCCGCUGAGGUAACGGGGCCGGGGCGGCCCCGCCGCCCUCCCGAGCGCUGCCCGCCGGCCCUUCCCUCCGCAGCAUGCACCCGGCGGGGGUCUGCGCCGCCUCGCUGGGCUCCCUGGGGCUGCUGCGCUUCCUGGGCGCUCCCUGGCCCUGGAGCUUGGCCGCCACCUUCGGCGUGUGCCUGGGCGGCGGGGGAUGGCGGCUGCUGCGCCUGCUCUUCAGGACGGCUCCGCGGGACCUCUUCGGCCUCGCGGUGCUGCUCCGCGUCAAGUACGAGUUGCGAAGGCACCAAAAAGCCAAAAACACCGUCCCCAAGAUGUUCCAGGACGUCGUCCGCAGGCACCCGGACAAAACAGCCUUGAUUUACGAGGCGACCGGGGAGCGCUGGAGCUUCCGGAGGCUGGACGAGUAUUCCAACGCCGUUGGUAACUAUUUCCAGCAAGAAGGCUUCCUCCCCGGCGACGUGAUCGCCGUGUUCAUGGAGAGCCGGCCCGAGUUCGUCGGGCUGUGGCUGGGGAUGGCGAAAAUCGGCGUGGAGGCGGCUCUGAUCAACUUCAACCUGCGGCUGGACUCUCUGGUUUACUGCGUGACCACGUCGGGCGCCAAGGCCGUGAUUUUCGGCGGGGAGCUGUCGUCAGCCAUAUGUGAAGUGAACGGGAUGCUGGGGAAGAACAUGGUCAAGUUCUGCUCCGGCGAAUACAACCCCGACGUGGUUCCCGCGGACACGCGGCAUCUCGAUCCCCUCCUGAGCGCGACAGCGAAGUCGCCCCCGACUCAGGUUCCGCUCAAAGGUUUAGACGACCGGCUCUUCUACAUCUACACGUCGGGGACCACGGGGAUGCCCAAAGCCGCCAUCGUGGUGCACAGCAGGUAUUACCGCAUCGCCGCCUUUGGCUACUACGCCUACAGGAUGCGGCCGGAGGACGUCGUCUACGACUGCCUCCCGCUCUACCACUCGGCAGGGAACAUCAUGGGAGUCGGGCAGUGUCUGCUCCACGGCCUCACCGUGGUCAUCAGGAAGAAGUUCUCGGCCAGCCGCUUUUGGGACGACUGCGCCAAAUACCGCUGCACGAUUAUUCAGUAUAUCGGGGAAAUCUGCAGGUACCUUCUGAACCAGCCGGUGCGAGAGUGCGAAUCGCGGCACUGCGUGCGGCUGGCGGUGGGCAACGGCCUGCGCCCCGCCAUAUGGGAGGAUUUUACCAAGCGCUUCCGAAUUAAGCAGAUCGGCGAGUUCUACGGAGCCACCGAGUGUAACUGCAGCAUCGCCAACCUGGACGGGAAGGUCGGUGCCUGCGGUUUCAACAGCCGCAUUUUGCCCAACUUCUACCCCAUCCGCUUGGUGAAGGUGAACGAGGACACGAUGGAGCCGGUCCGGGAUUCCGGCGGGCUGUGCAUCCCCUGUGGCCCAGGAGAACCGGGGCUGCUGGUGGGGCAGAUCGACCAGCGGGACCCGCUGCGCCGCUUCGACGGCUACGUCAGCCCCAGCGCCACCAGCAAGAAGAUCGCCCGCGACGUGCUGCGCAAGGGCGACCAGGCCUACCUCUCAGGAGACGUGUUGGUGAUGGACGAGCUGGGUUACAUGUAUUUCAAGGACCGCGGCGGCGACACGUUCCGCUGGCGCGGGGAGAACGUCUCCACCACCGAGGUGGAGGGAACGCUGAGCCGCGUCCUCGACCAGACGGACGUCGCCGUGUACGGGGUGGAAGUACCAGGGGUGGAGGGCAAAGCGGGGAUGGCGGCGAUCGCCGACCCCAAGGCCAAGCUCAACCCCAAGGUCCUGUACCAGGAGCUGCAGAAGGUUUUGCCGCCCUACGCCCGGCCCGUCUUCCUCCGGCUGCUGCCACAGGUCGACACCACAGGUACGUUUAAGAUCCAGAAAACCCGCUUGCAGAGGGAAGGCUUCGACCCCCACCAGAGCUCCGACCGCUUGUAUUUCCUGGACGCCAAGCUGGGGAAAUACGUCCCGCUGGACGAGCGCCUGUACGAGAGGAUUUGUGCUGGAAAAGCCGCUUUGUGAGCCGGGGGAUUCGGCUCUUUGGAGGAAAACCACGACUCAUCGCCCCCUCGGGCGCAUUAACCCGGCGUCCCGUUAACCCCUAGAGAGCGUUUGUGUAACCGCUGCAGCCGGCGCGGUUCACCGAGCCGCCCGGCGCUACUCACCGACGUAGCCGGUUUUUAACCUCACUUGCGUUAGGUCACGUUUUAGCCCUCUGAGGGCGUUUAAAACAGAAAUAAACGACUGUGGAGGGUGGUGGCAGCCUUGGGCUGCUGGCUGAGGCCUCACCCAGCCCAGCAGGGCGUUUGUGCUUGGACAAGCGAGCACCGGGUAAAGCUGUGUGAGCUCA